This is a messenger RNA of Bradysia coprophila, 775 nucleotides long. RefSeq lists its product as uncharacterized. The record is from RefSeq and is a predicted model, not a curated record. NCBI's taxonomy places the organism in Eukaryota, Metazoa, Arthropoda, Insecta, Diptera, Sciaridae.
ACGCUGAAAAAGUCAGUAGAUUCGGACAGCUUUUGCACACCUUACUACUUGCCGAUCUUUUCUACACGAAAAGUUUUGCACACGUCGCCUUCCGUCCAAUACAAGAGAGAAUAAACUUAUUGAAAUGUUCAGUUACUUACUGGUCGUUGUAUUGCUGCCAGCAGUUGUCUUUGGCCAUCAUCACAUCGUUCCUUGUCCAGGUGGACUACCAGCACCGACAGGAGUUCGAAUCCCAUUAUGCGCUAGUUUUCCUUGCCACAUAAACCGGGACGACGUAAUUGGUUAUGAAGUCGAUUUCGCUGCAACUCAUUCAACUGAUACGUUGACACUGUCCAUAACUGCAACUAUUCUUGGUCAGGAACGUCCAGUUACUCUACCACCUGGAGCGUCAAAUGCUUGCAACAGUUUGGUCAGGGGCUCCUGUCCAGUCACAGUUGGCGAGUCACUGACUCAAGGUACCACAAUUCCCGUGUUUAGCGAAUAUCAUGGAGGAAUUCCUGCACAGUUACGCUUCCAAAUAAGCGAUACUAUGCAUGGACAUGAACACGUUUGUGUUUGCACCCUGGUGAAUGUUGUUAUUCACUAAAUGGAUAAAAGAUGUGGAUGAAAUUUAUAUCAUCGCUAUUGGACAAAAGUAAAAUAUAAAAUUCUUAGUUUAAGUUUAAAUUGUAAUUUAAUUGGGUAAUAGAUUUAUUUAGUUGGGUUAGUUAUACAAUACAAGCACACAUGCACAAAGGCAAAAUCGUAUUUCAAUAAAGUAUGGAAUUUCGAUCAA